This is a messenger RNA of Alternaria novae-zelandiae, 3168 nucleotides long. RefSeq lists its product as uncharacterized. The coding region runs from base 1 to 3168 and encodes 1055 amino acids. Gene Ontology annotation, cellular component: cell cortex; mitochondrion. The record is from RefSeq and is a predicted model, not a curated record. Gene Ontology annotation, biological process: establishment of mitochondrion localization; dynein-driven meiotic oscillatory nuclear movement; microtubule cytoskeleton organization. NCBI's taxonomy places the organism in Eukaryota, Fungi, Ascomycota, Dothideomycetes, Pleosporales, Pleosporaceae. The transcript has 2 exons. Gene Ontology annotation, molecular function: tubulin binding.
AUGGCUACAGCAAAUCCUCCACCGGGCGCGCUCUCGGUGGAGCACCACAAUGGCGCCGACCCCUUCCUCGCCGCACCGCACGACGCCCACCGGCAGCGAUACUCGGCCUUCGACAACUCGCAAUUCUCGCUGUACUUGAACGGAUCACCCCUACAGGCCAAACGCGCUCUACAGGCACACUUGGCAGAGACGACGCGCAGACUGCAGGAGACGUCGCAUCUGGGGAGCGCGCUUGUUCAGCAGAGAAAGGAGCUAGAGGACAAGCUGCACGAGGUCGAGCAGCAGCAGCCAGACAACGACAUCGGGCCAGAGCUGCGCCAGAGGCUGGCCGAGCUAGAAAAGGAGUUCAACGAGGUUGGAAGGGAGACGGCUCGCGCCUUCCUCCCCAAGUCUCGCGUACCCAGUGGCGAGACGGAUCCCACUGCCGGUGGCUCCAUCUACUCCAGCGACGCCAUCCAGUCACCCACCAAAGUGAGCGUUCCGUCGCGGAAGCAGAGGAACCAGCAGCCCAGCCGCAUCAAUGACAUCGCCCUGGCCACCGAAAUCUCCACCUCUUUGCUUUCCCAGCUCAAGGACCUCCAGGCCGUCCUCCUCGAGAAGGAUGACGCCCUCAAGGCGGCUGAUCUGGACCGAUCGCAGCUCGAAAUCGAGGUCGAAGGCUUGUCGCAACGUCUGAGAACAUUGGACGAAAGCGAAUCGCGACUCAAGGACGUCAACUGGAAUCUUGAGACACAGGUUCGCGAGUCGGAAACACAGUUCAAGUCGGCCGCAGACAAGGAGCGAAGCCUCAAUCAUGCCUUGGAUCUCGCACGUACCGAGAGGUCCACUUUGGAGAAGGAGUUGGAAGAUUUGAAGCAGAUGUAUACCAAGCUCAACGACGAUCACAUCAACAAGACCAAGCAGCACGAGACGGAGCUCUCUAGCCUGCGGCGAGUCGCGGCCAUGACGGAGACGGAAAAAGGUGCAAUGCAGCGCAAGGUCGAAGAGCUCAUGACAAAGAAUCAAGAGCUGGCUCAAGCUGUCGCUUACCGCGCACGAUCAGAGCAUCGUGGCCGAUCUGACAGAUCGUCUGAUGACGAUCGUGGUGUCAGGCAGCAAUCUCAAACGCCUGAACACUCGCCUGAACCGUCUCCAAGCAAGGCCACUCCGCGCCACGGUAUGCUCGAAUCGGAAACACUCAAACAUUCGCUUCAACACGCCCACCGCAUGAUUCAGCAACUCAAGAACAAUAUCCAUCGCGAAAAGACCGAAAAGAUCGAACUGAAGCGCAUGCUCCAAGACGCUCGUGAUGAAGUAGACGCUACCCGCGCUCAAGUUGGACCUGGUAGCGCAAGCAAGCGAAGGAAGAGCGACAAGGAUGCUUUCAAGAAACCCGCUCGACCAGAUCGUCUUGGGGCCUUGCGCAACGUGUCGCACGAGAUUGUAGAAGACGACGAGUGGGAAGAGCAAGAGGCCGUGCCCGACACCCCAAGUCGGCCACCGCACCCAUCCAACUCUGUACCCGGCUCCUUUCCAAAUGCACUCAGCUCCGUCGCGGGAACGAGCGCAUACGAAAACCUCGACACUGCCAACGAAACCUCAGAUGCUGCUUUCGAGACUGCCAACGAACGCGACGGUAUGGCAACUGAGUCCGACGCAUUCCAAACCGGAGCCGAGACCCUCGACGGAGACAGCAGCGACCAGCUGACUGAGACCGAGGCCGGCCCUUCCAACUCUGCUGCCCGGCGUAGUCGACCCUCAAUCUCACAAGCUGGUCGCAUCAAUUCCUACCGCAGCACUGCUUCUGCCUCUGGCGAUGAAUACGAUUCCGAUUUCAGGACUCCUCUUCACCACAAGACUUCGCGCUUUACGUUAAGAGCUAGAGACAGCAGUUCGCGGAGAUCGACGCCGAGAGGGUUAGAUUUCUUUGCAGGUACGCCCCCAGCGUCAAGAGACUCGCCCGCGGGCUACGUCAGCAGCAGCAACGAGAACACUCCCGCCCAAGGCAAGAGUCUAUUGGCAGAACUCAACGACCUGAGUGGCGAUGACGAUGAUGCUAGUUCCAUCGAGGGAUCACCAAGUCGAUCCAGUGUCGUAUACUCAAGCCAUGCCACGCCAGAUCCACUAAGAAAGGCUGUUCUCGGAAGGUCGCUUCUUCAACCCGAUGCUCCCAGGCCAACUAUGGUUGAUUCGGGCACGAUGACCGAACAGGAUGCCCGCGAGCCUAUUUCCAUAUCCUCUAUAUCGAGUCAGAACACAGAACCGUAUGCUGCUCGCUUGCCUACAUUACAAGUCUCUGCCCUGCAUUCGCAAGGCACAAGCCCGCGAGCUUUGCCUCGUCAAAAUCUCGACGUCUCCAUGGUCACCUCACAAGACAGUGAACCCAAGCUUGCACUUCGGCCAGCCCUUGGCUUCUCUUCCGUCUCCGGUCAUGCUACUAGUCCCCAACCCCCAGAGAUACCUCAGCUGGCUGUGUCCUCUCUUUCAAGUCAGGGGACCGAGCCAACAAUCCCUUCAGCUCCGUUGUUCGCAUUAUCUCCGCUUCAUGCACAAAACACGGCGCCACAUGCCGUACCCACUGCUCCUCUGAAUAUGUCGUCAGUGGCUGUUCAUAGCACCGAGCCUCGCCUUAUUGCUCCUCCUGCUCUUGGGGUGUCGACAGUAUCGUCUCAUGGCACUGAUCCUAUUGUACCAGUGCUGGUGAAGGACAUUACACCUUCUUUGGACAUCUCCUCCAUUUCGCAUCAAACUACGGAGCCGCGGAAGGCGACUGCCCCAACCCUAGUGGCUCCAGCAGGUCUUUUUACGUCUGCUAUCUAUGCACAAUCGACCGAGCCCGCACAACUAGCCGAAUAUGUCUCGACAACGGAGUCAAAUCGAAGCCCUGACGAUAUGCUUCCGGCAUCUCCUGCCCAAGAUAUCGGUCACAGAGAAAAGCGUGCACCACUCCAAAUGUCAAGUUUGUCUGCCCACGAGACUGAGCCUAGAGUCACACCCUACAAGCCGACGUUGUUACAGAUGUCACCUUUGGUGUCUCGCUCGACUGAGCCCAAGGAUUUGCCUCGUGUGGUCCUCUCUGCAUCUUCUACGACAUCGACUAAGUCGACAGUACCCCGCGCGCCGGGAACCACCGCAACUCGUGUUGUCCAGUUUCUCCGCUCGCUCUACGGACCCGGUGGCAGUGGCUAG